This is a messenger RNA of Gossypium arboreum, 510 nucleotides long. RefSeq lists its product as uncharacterized. Lineage: Eukaryota; Viridiplantae; Streptophyta; Magnoliopsida; Malvales; Malvaceae. The transcript has 2 exons. The record is from RefSeq and is a predicted model, not a curated record. Bases 1 to 510 code for a protein of 169 amino acids.
AUGGAGAAUGUUAGAAGUCAAUUUGGUUACUUUAAUGGGUUCAAUGUUUCUACAAAUGGCUUGCGAGGUGGUUUAGGCGUAGCUUGGAAAUUGGGGGGUGCUCCUAGGGAUGAGAGGAGGAUGGAAAUGUUUCGAGGAGUUUUAGAGGACUAUUAUUUAGUGGAUGUGGAUUAUUCUGGAUCAUGGUAUACAUGGGAAAGAAGGAAUCUUUCAGAGACAAAUAUCAGAGAUAGAUUGAGCAGAGGAGUGGCUAACGAAAGAUUUUUGAAUUUGUUCCCUAAAUUAAUGGUACGACAUUUAACCAACUCGUAUUUUGAUCAUUACCCACUUAUCCAGAUGAAGCAAGACGUUCAUCAAAGAGUUAUGCGGUUUCAUUUUGAGGAAUGGUGGGUAAUGGAAGAGUUUUUUGAGGAAGAGGUUAGAAAGUUAUGGGGUGGUGAUGAAAGUGAUUUGUUUGUGAAGCAUGAGUGGGUUCAGAACGGGUUGCGUAAAUGGGCCAAAUCGAUUUGA